CAUGGAUGAAUUUUGGAUCUGGAUUUGCUCUUUGAGGAUUUUUUAAACUGGUGUGACUUUUGAUAUUUGGGAUCUUGGUGUUUGUUGAAUGUUUAUUUUGGAAUAAAUCUUGGACUUGUGUCUUGAAGGAAGAACACGGAAGAAGAAAAGGUUCCGUAAGAUGAAAGGGGCAUUUUAGUAAAUUCAAUGUUAUUUUCAUGUCUCCUAAAUAUGCGUGCCCGGUGAAAUCGGGAAGUUCUUUUAUGGACGGAGGGAGUAUAUAAAAGGGCUAUAAAAGAAUUAAUCAUCUGGAAGAUGGGGCCCUGGAAGAAGGGUGCAUUUGGGUCUUGGAGAGGGCCCGAAACCAUCCGACAUGGUUAAUUCUCCAAUUUUGACCUGGCCAGCAACAUUAAGAAGAAAGUCUGAGCCCAUUAAGAGCUUCAUUAUAUUGUUGAAAAUUAUUUAUUAUUCCCUCCAUUGCAAAAUAAGUUCUCGCAUUGAAAUUUUCUUGUUUUAAAGGAAAGUAAAACCUUAUAUUGGGAUAGAUAACAAAUGAAACGUUGAACAUUUUAAGGGCAGACAUUUUUUUACCACUACCUGUAUUCUAAGCAUCAAACUUUGUGGAAAUUGGUCUGUAUAUGCUUUACACAAGGGUUGGUGAUCUGUAGACAAACUCUUCUGGAAACAGGUAGGUAAAAUAUGCAGUCCUACAUCACGCUAGCCAUUUUCCCCCUCAAAAUUAUCAUUCACAAGGUUAUCUUUGUUGUAGUGCUGCCUAUAUAAGAGAAAACAUAAAGAAAGAAUGCCAGUGAACCUAGCUGCACUCCUCUUUCAAGACAUGAUGAAACAAAUCUAUGGUCCGAAGUUUCCUGGUGCCGUACUUGCUGGAUGGGAGCUACAUGAAAUCCACCACUAUGAAGCAGUAUCAUUUGGCAGAUGGGCAAUUCGGCGAGCCGCAUUUCAAGAUGGGAUUUUAGACGGAGUUGCUGAGGUUUAUUAUGUUGGCCCUCAUGGAUGGGAGCCAAUAUUGUAUGAUGAUGUUUUGAAUGCUGGCCUCUACAAUCCUAUCUCGGUGCACUCAGUAGAUCAAGAAGAGCCAACAAAUGAAGACAGAGAAUGGAUGGAUCGUUUACAAAGUCUUGAAAAGUAUCAAAAACAAGUUCUUCCAUCUGUAUAAAAGCAGUAGUCAUUGCAGUACAUAGAUAUGAGGUAAAGGUUUGCAUUGAUGCUCAACAGACGUUUUGGCAGUGUGAACUCUAUUAUAUGUAUGCUAUCUCAAAGACGUUAAUUAGAGCACUUGUUCACUGCUGGUAAAUCGUAGCAGGUUUCUGGUAUUGCUAUUGAAUUGUCUGUUGAUGGCCACCAACGACCUAGGAUUUUUUGUUGGG
Cuscuta campestris is the source of this 1367-nucleotide messenger RNA. The record is from the annotation of a GenBank genome assembly. NCBI's taxonomy places the organism in Eukaryota, Viridiplantae, Streptophyta, Magnoliopsida, Solanales, Convolvulaceae.